Molecule: messenger RNA, 11190 nt
Organism: Stegostoma tigrinum
Lineage: Eukaryota; Metazoa; Chordata; Chondrichthyes; Orectolobiformes; Stegostomatidae
Product: collagen alpha-2(IV) chain
Exons: 48
Coding region: 737-5836 (1699 amino acids)
Cellular component (GO): collagen trimer; basement membrane
Molecular function (GO): extracellular matrix structural constituent
Source: RefSeq, a predicted model, not a curated record
ACUUUGCAGUUUUGCAUUGUUGACGCUUAUUGCAGGUUUGUUUGACUCUAUUCUCGAUGCCUGGGCUGCUGGUCCUGGGACCAAUCCACAUCCCCACAGUCAACACCACACGGACCUGGUCACUGCCUUUCUGCUCCUGGUGGGAACUCGCUGCUCACAAAUUGUCUGCCCCAUGUCCUGCAAACAGCGACUUAUACCUCAAUUGGAGUUAAAUGGUUUCGAGGACAUUUGCUGGUCUUGGAAAAUGUUACUUAAAUGUGAGGAUUUUUGUCGUUGACAAUGGAACCAUCCGCCAAAGGGUUAAGCCCCUGAAAUCUGUCGUGAGCUACUGGAGGGGAAGAGAGAGAGUGUGGGAGGAGUGUAGAGCGGGAGCAGUGAAAACUGGGAGUAGAGAGCUCUUUCCCAGACACUGGAAAUCUGUGUGCGACUGACUGAGGAACGUACUUCAGCCUCCCAACUUUCCUGCAACUCCGCUGGCUGGAGUCUCAGGAGGUGUGAGCCUGCAAGCUCCCAUCUCCAUCUCGGCUGCUGAGGCACAGAGCCUGGGAGAGUUUAGACCAUGUCUCUCCAGCGUCCCUGCUCCUGAUCCACACACACAGCGUGGAGGCAGCGGUUUAAUGAAGCAUCUCAUUCAGGAAUGUGCUGGAAUUAAGGUUUCAGCAGAUUGGACAUCUUGAAAGCAGAGUGAAUAUCAAGAGGAAAAUUUAAUGCAGUGAAAAUAUCUCUACGAAGUAACAUGUGGUGCCACUUAUUACGAUUACACAUUCUGUUGCUGUUGGCUGACACAAUUCUUGCUGGUGGAAAGUCGUAUUUGGGACCCUGCAAUGGGAGAGACUGCAGUGCAGGAUGUCAGUGUUUCCCAGAGAAAGGAGCCAGAGGCCGGCCAGGUGUGCCAGGACCUCAAGGACCUCAAGGACCCCCUGGGCAUCCGGGACGUCAGGGAGUUCCCGGACAUAAAGGAGCAAAAGGAGACCGAGGCAAACCUGGAUUGACUGGACAAACAGGAGACAAGGGACCAAUGGGAGUGCCUGGGUUUGCGGGCAAUGAUGGAAUACCGGGUCACCCAGGACAGCCAGGCCCCAGGGGACCUCCUGGACUUGAUGGCUGCAAUGGGACAAGAGGAGAUCCUGGCGCAGCGGGACAACCUGGAUCCCAUGGUUUGUUCGGCAUUCCUGGAGUACCGGGAAGGAAAGGACAGAAGGGAGAACCAUUCCUCGUUACAGUCGAGUCGAGGAGAUUUAGGGGGGAUCCUGGUCUCCCUGGUGUGACAGGUUUCCCGGGCGAACCGGGCAUCCCUGGAGAGAUAGGCUUCAGAGGUCCCCGAGGAGCAAUGGGCCCACAGGGUCGGCCCGGGCCUCCAGGACCUCCAGGACCCAAGGGCAAUGAUGGAAUCAGUUUCCAGGGGAGAACUGGUGACAAGGGAGAGCCAGGUUUUCCAGGUCCACCAGGAAGGACUUUUGAUGACAUCAGCCAGGUUUCUGCACCAGGGAAUUACACAGGAGAAAAGGGUGACAGAGGAGAUCAAGGAUUUGAAGGAGAAUUAGGUGGCCCUGGGGAACCGGGAGUUCCAGGUCCAAAGGGUGAGAAAGGAGAAGAAGGAAUCAUGGGCCCUCCAGGAUUAAGGGGUGCAAGUGGCUUGGAUGGACCCCCAGGUUCUGAAGGCCACAAAGGUCUCCCAGGUAUCCCAGGUUUUCCGGGGAGCCACGGUCAGCCAGGAAUGAAGGGUGACCGAGGUGACCCAGGGCUACCUGGACAGUCCAUCACUUUUACUGGAUCAAUUCCCAAAGGUCCCAAAGGCUGGCAAGGUCUAGAAGGAGACCAUGGUCCCAAAGGGGAAGUAGGCCCCCAUGGCCCUCUGGGUCCCCCUGGUCUCGCUGGUGAAACGGCUCCAUUCCGAGGUUACCCAGGAUCACCAGGAUUACCGGGUCACCCAGGACCUAAAGGUUAUAAAGGUGAUCAGGGCUUGCCAGCUGUCCAGGGCGGAUUCCCAGGAUUUCCAGGAAUAUCAGGUCCACCAGGUCCACCUGGACCUCCAGGGCCAAUAGGCUCCACAGAGCUCAUUGGAGAGGCAGGAGAGAAAGGUCAGAUAGGGUACCCUGGCCCAAGAGGAAGACCAGGCGACAAAGGUGACCAAGGUCAGUGUGCUUGUAGUGUGGAGGGGGCUGCUCCUGCUGGCCCUUGGGGUCCUGCUGGAACCCCAGGCCAUCCAGGCAUAAAUGGAGUGACUGGUGAGCUGGGAGAUGAAGGACCACCAGGGCCUUUUGGAGGACCAGGGAUUCCAGGAGCGCCUGGUGCGGCUGGAGAUCAAGGCCCGAAAGGACAGAAGGGCGAACCCAUUUUCAUCUCCACCGUAACCACAAAAGGUCCCAAAGGAGAUCAGGGACUGCCGGGAUUAACAGGAUCACCUGGACAGCCUGGUAUUCCCGGAAAAGAUGGGAAAUCAGGCAGACAAGGAUAUCCAGGAAUCCCAGGCGAUGCUUGGGAAGGUUACCCUGGUGAUACAGGUAGCCCGGGUGUCCCAGGCAGAAAAGGAAUUGCGGGUAGACCUGGUCUGCCCGGUGUGGGCAUUCAAGGCCCUCAAGGAAGACCAGGGCCUCCUGGUGACUUUGGACCCGGUGGUACACCAGGAAUUCCAGGACUUCCAGGCCUCCCUGGAACUCCAGGUGACUGCGUUGAUAAACAGGAUAUCCUGCUGGUGGACAGCAAUGGCACAAGAUUCCAGCCAGCUAUUCCUUGUGGAAUUCCAGGACCUCCAGGACUGAGGGGACCACCUGGCUUACCUGGAGAUAAAGGUGUGAAAGGUCCACAAGGAUACCCAGGAUUAUCCCGACCAGGAUACCCAGGAAGGAAAGGUUAUGUCGGUGCUCCAGGACCAGGAAUUCCAGGGCCACCAGGUUUUGUUGGUCCCCGUGGAAAUCAAGGCUUGCCGGGUCCACCUGGGCCGCCUGGGAAUACUGGAUUCCCAGGACUAUCGGGAAGGCCAGGACUACCUGGUGAAAAAGGCUUACCUGGAGAUGCAAUUGGGGCAGUGCCAGGAUACCCAGGUGAACCAGGACAACCAGGACGACCAGGAUUCAAAGGAGAAAAAGGAGAUUCUGGAGGAAUUGGAUUCAAAGGUACAAAUGGAGUAUUGGGAUUGAAAGGUCGCAGAGGUGAAGAAGGAGAACCAGGGCUACUUGGCCCUGUAGGACUUUCUGGAGCGAGGGGACCACCUGGGCCUGACGGGCAGGAUGGGCUGCCAGGCUUACAAGGGAUAUCUGGUUUUCCAGGCUCCCAAGGUUCUCCAGGUCGCAAAGGGGAUCGUGGUGACCAAGGGACCCCAGGUCCAGCUGGAAUGAAAGGAUUGCCUGGAAUUCUUGGUAUACAGGGAUCCCCGGGAGAUGCAGGAUUCCCUGGAUCCCCUGGUCGUUUCGGACUGGAUGGUCUGCCAGGUCUUGAUGGCCUGAAAGGCCUGAAAGGUUCACCAGGAAUGGCGGGAUUCCCCGGUGUAAAGGGAGGUAAAGGUCGACCCGGCCUCACAGGCUUGAAGGGGGAUGCGGGAUUCUCUGGAAUUACAGGGAGCAACGGUCUGUUUGGAUCGAAGGGUAUUAAAGGUGACCGUGGAGAGACUGGGCCUCCAGGACCACCUCCACCUAUUGAACCUGCCAUGAUGGUGAGAGUGAAGGGGGAGAAGGGCGAUGAUGGCUUAUCUGGGGAACCUGGAUUUGUUGGUCCCAGAGGGUCGAAGGGGAUGCCAGGAUACCCAGGACAGCAAGGACAGCCUGGUCUCCCUGGAACACCAGGACAACAGAAAGGAUUUCCAGGAAUCCCAGGUGUGCCAGGAGAACUUGGAGGCAAAGGGAUGCCAGGAUCCCCUGGACCUCCAGGCAUUAGUGGUUUCCCUGGGAUGAUUGGUGAGAAGGGUGUCUCAGGAAAUAUCGGCCUGCCUGGAGCUCUCGGUUUCCCAGGCACACCAGGAUUGAAAGGUGAACUAGGAGAUACAAUGAACAUUCCAGGACGUCCCGGAUAUAAGGGAAAAAUUGGUGAUCCGGGAUUGAAAGGAGCAUCGGGUCCCCCUGGUCUACCAGGCACACGUGGACUUACAGGAGAACCAGGCAUAGAGGGCAUGAAAGGAUCUCCAGGUGAUCAGGGACUUACAGGUAAACAAGGCUCCCCUGGUUACCCUGGGUUAGUGGGAGACAGAGGAUCACGAGGUCCCACCGGCUCACCUGGUCCGAAGGGGUACAUGGGAUUUCCAGGAUAUCAAGGAUCUAAAGGUUUGAUUGGUCCUGAUGGUCUACCUGGUUUAGAUGGGUUAAAAGGAAACAAAGGCUUCCCAGGAUCCCCAGGUCUAAGUGGGAGAGGAUUUCCGGGUGAACCUGGUCACCAUGGUGAGAAAGGGGAGAAAGGAUUACCCAGCACCAAACAGGGGGAACCAGGCCUGCCAGGGGAAGUUGGUCCCAGGGGUGAUGUCGGUGAACCAGGCCUCGUUGGUACAAUGGGACCUCCUGGUGAUCCAGGACCCCUGAUUCCAUCGAACAAACCAGGAAAAGCAGGUGAUCCAGGCCCGAGAGGAAGUGAGGGUCCACAAGGUUACUCUGGCCGCCCAGGUCCCUCCGGCAGGUGGGGACAACCCGGAAUCAAGGGUGAGAAAGGGAUUCCAGGUGCACCUGGCUUCAGAGGAUCAACAAGGAUUUCUGGUGAUAAGGGAGCUUCUGGUCUUCCAGGUAUCAAUGGCAUUCCUGGAAAUAAAGGUCAAAGAGGUGACCAGGGUAUAAUGGGUUACCCUGGGAAAGCCGGACCACAAGGAGACCGUGGAGUUCCUGGAGAGAAAGGUUCAGUGGGUCUCGCUGGUUUAUUGGGAUUGCCCGGCCCACAGGGACCAGCCCCUCUUCCUCAACCAUUCUCUGCUCCGCGGGGGGCUAACGGCACUCCAGGACAUCCUGGGCGUCGUGGUUUUCCAGGAGACGCAGGUCCAAAGGGCAUUCGUGGCGAUGAAGGUGUGACAGGCCCUCCGGGUAAACCAGGAAUCCCCGGGCUCACCAGCUCCCCGGGGAAAAUGGGUCCCAGAGGUGAACCAGGUCCAGUCGGUCAACAAGGACCUUUGGGAUUUCCAGGUGCCCGUGGGAUCUCAGGAGUACGUGGGAUGGAAGGGAUGCCAGGCCGAAGCGUCAAUGUGGGAUACCUCUUGGUUAAACACAGUCAGUCGCAGGAAAUCCCACCCUGUCCACUGGGAAUGAACAAACUCUGGGAUGGAUACAGUCUGUUAUUUGUGGAAGGACAAGAAAAAGCUCACAAUCAAGAUCUGGGGUUAGCUGGAUCGUGUAUGCCAAGGUUCAGUACAAUGCCCUUUGUGUAUUGUAAUAUCAAUAACAUUUGCUACUUUGCAAGCCGAAAUGACAAGUCUUACUGGCUGUCUACCAACGCUCCGAUUCCAAUGAUGCCAGUUGCCAAUGCCGAAAUCAAACAGUACAUCAGCCGGUGCUCAGUCUGUGAGGCUCCCUCUCUGGCAGUCGCUGUUCACAGCCAAGACAUUACAAUCCCAAUGUGCCCCUCUGGGUGGCGCAGUCUGUGGAUUGGCUACUCUUUUCUCAUGCACACAGCUGCAGGCAGCGAAGGAGGUGGUCAGUCCUUGGUGUCACCUGGCAGCUGUCUGGAGGAUUUUCGAACCACUCCUUUUGUGGAAUGCAAUGGUGCCCGUGGCACGUGCCAUUACUUUGCCAAUAAGUACAGUUUCUGGCUAUCGACUGUUGACCCCAGCCAGCAGUUCAAGGAGCAGCCCAUACCUGACACUCUGAAAGCUGGACAGCUUCUAACCCGGGUCGGACGGUGCCAAGUCUGCAUGAAGAAUUUAUAACAAACACCACCCCCCCCCACCCCCACCCCCACCCCGCAAUAAAUAAUCACUCACUGCCACCCUCAGAAAUCCAUAGAGUGAAAGCAACAACGUGAUGGACAGGAAAAAACUGGCAAUCCACAUUAUUUUGAUCAAUUGCGCUGUCUUUGAGCUAGGAACCUCUAACACAGAUAAUACCUGACAAGCCAAUUACCCACUGGAGAGACCCUGGCCAGCACAUUUAACUUCAUUAAUGCACUCAAUUCAGCUUGUUCUCUUUAAGGCUUAGCACUAAAAAAAAUGUUGGCACCACUAAUCUAAUGCAACUCGAGGUUCACCAGCCAAACUCUGGCCACAGAAGUGCGGGGAUGAGAAAUUUCUGCAGAAUUCCAACUUUUUCAUGCAGCUGUGCCCCUUCGGAAUUUUUCCCAUUCUGGCCCAGAGAAGAUGUCCCUCCACUCCUACCUCUACUCCGCCACCUCUUACUCAUUUGCUGGGAUUGGGCAAGUGUAGAGGCUCUGCUUUGUGCAGCUGCCACUGCAGUGUGCGGCCUGUCUUCCUACACUGGGGCAUCGGGCUGGUGCUGCCUCCACUGCAGCAGACUGUAGCCAAGGCCUGGGAUUCAGGACGAGAGCAGAUGGAGCAGACUGCAGGCUAGGAUCCAGGCUGUGGCUGGGUGGGUGGAGGAGUGGGACAAGGAUGUUAGGAGCUCGCAGAACAGUCGAGCUUGCUCUGUGGCUCUGCUGAGCUAUCGGUAAGGUAGAAGCAGUGUGUCUUAAGGUGUCUGAUAGCUACAAUGAGGAGACUGGUUAAUGCAGUAUUAUACGUCUAUCCCAAGACAAUUCUAGACAUUACAAAAAAUGUAUUAUCAUUUACAUAGCAAAUAACACACAGUGCACAACUGUUCUCAUGCAUUCACAGUUUAUUAUUCUCAUUAGUCCUUGCACAUUUCAACCAGUCUUUACAUCGCGUAAAUCUCUUUGUAGUAUUUGUUCAUCUGGGUGAUGUUCCUUCUCUGGGGAGUGUUAGUCCUUUGUCACUUGUUUUUGUUGUUGCAGUACCUGUUGUUCUGUUUCUGGUGCUGUGGACCUCUGGGACUGAAGGUUGGUCUGUGUAGUUGAUGAAUUCACAGCUUCCUGCUUGGCUGCCUGCAGUGUCCAAACAGCUUCUCCAGUAGUGCCUGUGCUUGUGAUGGUGUAGUGGGUCGCUCACUUCCAUCACAUUGGCAGUUGCUCAACACGGGUCCCAAGUUGCCAAUUUGGCUGACUCUUGUUGAGCAUUGAAUGUUUGGACACUGUAGGUUUGGCAGUUUUGUGAAAAUGAAACGUGUCUUUUUGAAAUAUCAUUUUGAUUCUGUCACUUCCGUCUUCUAGUUUCAGUAGCUUUUAGUUUUAAACUGGUUAAGUAGUUUGGGUUUGGCUUGAGUGUUUCUACUGGAUAUCUUUCCAUUAAUAUGCAUCUCUACUCUGUAUGCUGGAUUUGCUUAAUUUCUUUAUGAUUCCUUUGGGAAUUUUCACUGCUGCCUCAGCCUUUCCCUUUGACCUAGGGGGUAGUAUAGAGAUAAUAUAUUGUGCUAAAUUUCCUAAUCCUUGAUGAAGCGACUGAAUCCUUCACUCAAACUGAUGGCCGUUGUCACUGUUCACAAUGUUUGAAAUGCCCUAACAACCAAGUAUAAUAUUAGGCAUUAAAAGUCUCACGGUGGUCACGGGAGGUAGACUAGCUGACUUGAAAAAUCUCCACAAUAAAGAGUCCACCGCGACAAGAUAAUGAGUUUCUGGGAGAAUGAAGACAUCGACUCCCAGCUUCAUCCAUGGUCUGCCUGGGAACAUCUGUGUCACCAGCAGCUCUCUCAUUUGCUUAGCUUGGUACUCACCAGGCCAUACACAGGGCUGAUGUAGUCCUUGAUUUCAUUGCUUUUACUCAGGCAAUACAGCACCAUUAUUACCUUCCUCAGACUCAAUUCCUUGGUAACUUGUAUGUAUUUGCUUAAGCAUCAUUCCUGACAUUCCUUAGAGAUAAUGAUUCUAUUUCUUUUAUACAAUAGUCUGUCAAUUUAUUCCUCCAUUCCCAGUUUCUGUGACCACAAUUAGUGUCAUUUGUGUGUUCAGGCUGUCCUUCCAUCAGCUUUGUAUUGCAACAUUUGAAAGUUACAUCUUGUUGGGUAGUUUGCUUGACUUGAGUCAGACACCAUUGGAUUCAAUUUCAAAUUCAAUUAAUAACUUGCACAGCAAGUUGAGUUUCAACUUUGUUAGAUCUGUGGCAGAUCUAUCUACCCCAUCCUAAUAUCUCUAUGCUCUUUGUAGGGAGUGCAGCUUUUGUCAGCAUGUCAGAAAUUUACACCUGCUUCCCUUAAUUAUCAUCUGAGCCUUAUGGUACAUCUUCAUUACCAGAUUAAGUCUUUGCAGAAAUUUGCAACAGAUAGGAACAAAGUGAGGAAAAUGCUUUGGACUGGUCUGUGGUCAGGCAAGAUUAUCACACUGUCAGUUUGAGGUAUGUAUUGAUGAAAGUAUGCAUAAGCAAUGACAAGAGCCAGGCACUCUUUCUCAAUCUAAGUGUAGUAUCAUUUCAUUUUUGUUAAUGGACUGGAUGCAAACAGAAGCAAUUGUUCUCGCUGUAUUAAGGUGCUCUGCAUCCUGUCUCACUGGCAUCCAAUGACAAGAUGACCACCAUUUACAUCACUGUAUUUUAGCACUGGCACAGCCAUCACUCAUUAUUUGAGUCUAGUGAAUGCUGUUUCUUGUUCUGUGCCCCAGUUCCAACAUCAAUGAAAGUAACUCGCUGCGGUAGUUCAAAAUACAACAAAUUGGGUAAGAACUUUGUAAAUAGCUGACAAAUCCAAAGAAAAAGCUGCAUAACUUUUACAUCUGUGGGUCACCUCAUCACUACUACAGCUGUUGGGGAUCCAGAUAAAGAGGUUUGCUGUCAGUUCAUGAUCUUUGUGUUUGACUUUGGGCAUUGUUUUCUUUUGGGUCAAAUUUUUUUUCUUGUUCAGCUUCAGGUUCAUUUGAUGGACUCUGUCCAGAAGUUACAGUAGCUUCUUCCCUUGUGUCUUGGAAUCCAUAACCGAGCAGAUCAGUGAUGUCGCUUCCAUUCUGAGCAGAUUCACAAACAGCAAUCUAUUGCUGUGUUGAUACUUUUCUGGAGCUAUGGAAACACUAAAAGAUAUAUGCAGUCAUCUAUCUGUCCCAGAAUGUCAUUAGAAAACUUUAAUGACUACUCCUUUCUUGUUUCUGACUUUCCAGUCAAUCGUGAAGACAAUUCGAGCAUCCUACGGAAGAGGCUAAAUUAGUCUUACGCUGUCAUUUAUUCCAUGAUAAUAUUCUUUUGGAACUCAACUGAAAGCUAAAUCUUCAGCUAAUAUUGCUCCUGUAUCUGUUUAUGUACUUCUUUCAAUACGAUUCAGCUUCUCGCAAUGUGAGCAUUGCUAUCCCCGUGCUGAGUAUGCCUUGGUCUUACCUUUUUGCCUAUGAAUCUUUCCACCGAAAACACCUGACAGCAGAAUGCACCCCAAGCUGCACCUCCAUCUCCUACCUACUAACCUCAUCCCACCUCCUUGAUCUGUCCAUCUUCCCUGGACUGACCUAUCCCCUCCCUACCUCCCCAGCUAUACUCUCCUCUCCACCUAUCUUCUUUUCUCUCCAUCUUCGGUCCACCUCCCCCUCUCUAUUCCAGAACUCUCACCCCAUCCCCCUCUCUGAUGAAGGGUCUAGGCCUGAAACGUCAGCUUUUGUGCUCCUGAGAUGCUGCUGGGCCUGCUGUGUUCAUCUAGCCUCACAUUUUAUUAUCUAUAGCAGAAUGCAAGUACUGGUCAUUCUACCAUGAAUAUUCUCUUGCUGCUGAUUUACAAUCUCAGUGCUUCUGCACUUGUGCAUCCUUUUCGUUAGAGACUGUUUAUCCUCUCGCAAGAGACAUGCUCUCACUGCAGGAUAUUUUAUGCUUGACAGAAUCUUGUUUUCUAGUAUGUCAUCAUUUAAAUACACAGUCACUGUGCUGGUAUUUGUGGUUUUAUAAAUGCACAGUGGCUGUAACACAAUUAAUGAAUAGUGGACACUGUUUAGAUAACAUACUUUUUGCUAUACCUGUACAGCAAUUUUCUAUAGCAUGAGAUCACACAAGAAUUUAACUAUCACAUUAUAGGAGAACUGGGGCGGAAUAGUGGUUAGCACUGCUGCCUCACAGCACCAGGGACCCAGGUUCAAUUCCAGCCUCGGGAGUUUGCACAUUCUCCCCACGUCUGUGUGGGUUUCCUGCGAUAGGAUUAGGGAUAGUCCAAAGAUGUGCAGGUUAGGUGGAUUGGCUAUGCUAAAUUGGCCCUAGUGUUCAGGGAUGCAUGGGUUACAGUCAAAUGGUUUUGGGGGGGGGGGGGGGUGCUCUGAGGGUGAGUGUGGACUUGACGGGCCAAAAGGGCCUGUUUCCACACUGUAGGGAAUCUGACUACCUGCAAGCUGCAUUAUUGCCGUCUUCUAUCAAUCAAUGAAUUCCUUUGGACCUUGGGCUCUAAAAUCAAGCAUAUAUCAUUUUUAAGUUACAAUCAUUUGCUGACUCAAAGCAUACCGUCAAGACUUCAAAAAUUUGUCUCCGCCACCAUUCCCCAUUCUUUGGCAAAAUUUACAUUGAUAGACACUUUGAAACUUUUCUUCAAUAACCCACACAACCCUGUGACAAAUGUGUAACUACUCUUAGUUCUCACUUGUUAAUUAAAUCUGUCACUUCUUCAUUGAAUUGAAUUUUUCCACUUGUAGUUUCACAUCAUUUUGACUGGGCCUAGGAGAGGAAUGUCUGUAACCAUUGUACCUUUUCCAGUAAUUCAGUGAUAGCCUGUUUCUUCAUUCCUGUUUAUGGAACUGUGGUUAUUAGCAGCUUUUGGAAAUUCUGAACAUUCCUGUGGUCCACUUUUAGUAGCUGUGCUUCUGAACAGUUCUUCCUCUGACACUUUGAGAGCUCUCAAACUUGUCAAGUGUUUUUAUUGAACUAGCUGUCAGAUGGGUGCCUUGUGGUAGCCAUCACAUGAUUACAGAAAGCCUGAAGGCCUGUUAGUACAGUUUUACACGUCGAGACUAGAAGAGGAAGUAGGAAUGGGACCAAGGCCUGGCAUUUACACAUGGUGGGGCAGGGCAAAAAAGAGCUUGGUUGAGGGCUCAGCUAUGUUGCCAAGGUGGGUAGCAGUAGGGCUGAGAUCCAGGAGAAUCACCACCCUCCUGUAAUCAGUCAAUAUUUCCUAAAAGGCUCGCAAUGGGAAUCUUACAUUUGAAAUGUUUCUUCUUUACCCACCAGCAUUAGUGCUGCCUUUCCAUUGUAGCCCAUAGCGGGGGAAGAGAGGAGUAUUAGAGAUAGCCAGGUUUGUGGAGUUUGCAGGGCGGGGGGGGGGGGGGAAA